AGGGUGUCUGGAGCUUGGGGCAUCCGAAGGAAAGCGUAGUGAGAGGGGAGGCUCAGCUCAGAGAAGCAGCUGGAAUGCUAGAGGCCUCCUGGAUAACUUUUGCAUUAGUGGGCUGCGAGUCUAACAACCAGCCGCUCUUCCCUUCCGUUGAACCUCAGUCUCCUGAUCUGUGCAUCCGGCGGGACUGGACCCGGUGAGAGUCCCCAUGAGAGUCCUAACUGGUGGCUUUGAAGGCCGGCUGCGGUGAAACCUGAAACAAGGCUUGGGAGGAGGGGGCGCCUGCAGAGAGAAGGCGGGGUUGGGUGGUGGGCGGAGUUAGGACCCAACCAGUCAAGAGCUGAGUGGGGACACCUCCUUUGGCCUGGCUAUGCCUGGUGGUGGUGUAGGAGUAAACAGCUGCUAGGUCAGGGGGCGGAGAUAGUGGCGGGAGCCGGGAGGCCUCUGGAGGGAAGCUUCGACCGAGCUGGGGAGCCCCUGGGCCCCAGUUUCUUUCUUUGCGCACUCACUUUCCGGGUCUUCUGGCCUAAUCUGCUGGAGGUGGCUGGACACAAGUACUGACUCUCUUUUGAAAGGUGUGACCACACACCCCUACCUGGGCCACCUGCAGGACACUGGCCCCUGCCCCUCAGGAGACGCCGGAGAGAGAUGAAGAGCAACAAAGAGCAGCGGUCGGCAGUGUUCGUGAUCCUCUUUGCCCUCAUCACCAUCCUCAUCCUCUACAGCUCCAACAGUGCCAAUGAGGUCUUUCACUAUGGCUCCCUGCGGGGCCGGACACGCCGGCCUGUCAACCUCAGGAAGUGGAGCAUUACUGACGGAUACAUCCCCAUUCUUGGCAACAAGACGCUGCCCUCCAGGUGCGGCCAGUGUGUGAUUGUCACCAGCUCCAGCCACCUGCUGGGCACCAAGCUGGGUCCUGAGAUCGAGCGGGCCGAGUGCACAAUCCGCAUGAACGACGCACCCACUACGGGCUACUCGGCCGAUGUGGGCAACAAGACCACCUUCCGCGUGGUGGCCCAUUCCAGUGUAUUCCAUGUGCUGCGGAGGCCUCAGGAGUUUGUCAACCGGACCCCUGAAACUGUGUUCAUCUUCUGGGGCCCCCCAAACAAGAUGCAGAAGCCCCAGGGCAGCCUGGUGCGCGUCAUCCAGCGGGCAGGCCUGGUCUUCCCCAACAUGGAGGCCUAUGCCAUCUCCCUCAGCCGCAUGCGCCAGUUUGACGACCUCUUCCGGAGUGAGACAGGCAAGGACAGGGAAAAGUCCCACUCGUGGUUGAGCACAGGCUGGUUCACCAUGGUGAUUGCGGUGGAGUUGUGUGACCACGUGCACGUCUACGGCAUGGUGCCCCCUGACUACUGCAGCCUGCGGCCCCACCUGCAGCGUAUGCCCUACCACUACUAUGAGCCCAAGGGGCCAGACGAGUGUGUCACCUACAUCCAGAACGAGAACAGCCGCAAGGGCAACCACCACCGCUUCAUCACGGAGAAGAGGGUCUUCUCGUCUUGGGCCCAGCUGUACGGAAUCACCUUCUCCCACCCCUCCUGGACCUAGGCCACUGCGCCUGUGGGGCUCUCACGAGGGACACGGGAGAAGUGGCUCUCCACCCAGCUGCUCGACCUGGGGCCGUCCCUGGCCAAUCAAGGCUGGUCAGGGUGUCUUCUGGCCGGUCAGGCCUUGAAGCAGGCGCAGCCUCCAGCCAUCCAGGGCCUGGAGGAAUCUCUUGGCCAAUCAAGGAUUUGGGCUUCUAUGUGGUUAAUCAGGUGUUGAGGGUAUUUUUUGUCCAGUCAGGGUCUGAGCAUAGUCAAUCAGGGUAUUUCUGAGUAAUCUGAGGCUAAGGUCAUGUCCUUUCCCGUGAGGCCUUGGUUCAGAACCCCAGGAUGGACCACAAAUCACUUCCUAUUGAUGGGGAUGGUGGGGUCCUGUCCCAGGAAGCCACCUCCUCCCUUUCCAGAGCUAGAGAGAGGUUGAGUGGGGGUAGGGGGCCAGGCUGGGGCUAAUUGUAGAGUCUGAGAACCCUCCCACCUCCCCCCACCGACCACCUUGAGUCUGUCCUCCGUUAAGACUGGGCAUCUCCAGCCACCGCCCCUUGCUGGGGGGCUCAGCUUCCUGAGGGUCUGGGGUUCCCUUCCUCACCUCCUCCUGGAAACUUGAGGGUAUUUUUGUGCAACUUCCUCAGGCUUUAGGGAACUCUGAAAAGAAUGGACAAACCUUCAGCUGUUUUCUUAGCCCCUCUGCCUAGCUGCCAUUAGCCUGGCUCUUGAGGGGCCAGGCCCGUUUCUGCCAUCCAGCCAUGAGGUUUUCCACCUGUUGGAGGAGCCUUUGGGGCUGAGAGGAGGGGGGAUCCCAGCCCACCUGAGGUUUCCCGAAGCCCCUUCGUUGGCAGCUGCUGGAGUAGUCCAAGGGCCUUCCCCCACCUGGGCCUGGGAAGGCUCUAGAGGCCUGGGAGCUGUUGCCUAAGUUCUAUCAUCUCCCUCUACAUCAGGCACUUUAUUGCUGGGCCUUGGUGGGCUGGAUUUACCCCCCAGCUCUUCUGGAGUCUUGAAGGGAAGAGACAGGAGGGCUUCCUGGAGGAGGCUGUGGAUUGAGCAGGGUCAGGUGGGGAAGGAGGCCAGCAGUGAGUCAUUGCACUUUGGGGCAAGGGGUGGGGGCCGGCGACUACCCUAGACUUGAUUUUGUAAUGAUUUGUACAGAAAUAAACGCACCUAAGCUCCA
This is a messenger RNA of Capra hircus (goat), 2706 nucleotides long. RefSeq names its product ST6 N-acetylgalactosaminide alpha-2,6-sialyltransferase 6 (gene ST6GALNAC6). The transcript is spliced from 6 exons. Gene Ontology annotation, biological process: oligosaccharide metabolic process; ganglioside biosynthetic process. Lineage: Eukaryota; Metazoa; Chordata; Mammalia; Artiodactyla; Bovidae. Gene Ontology annotation, molecular function: alpha-N-acetylgalactosaminide alpha-2,6-sialyltransferase activity. The coding region runs from base 646 to 1545 and encodes 299 amino acids. The record is from RefSeq and is a predicted model, not a curated record.